This is a messenger RNA of Coregonus clupeaformis (lake whitefish), 1794 nucleotides long. It is a transcript of the gene sars2, whose product is annotated as seryl-tRNA synthetase 2, mitochondrial. The record is from RefSeq and is a predicted model, not a curated record. Gene Ontology annotation, molecular function: tRNA binding; serine-tRNA ligase activity; ATP binding. The transcript is spliced from 16 exons. Gene Ontology annotation, biological process: mitochondrial seryl-tRNA aminoacylation. Bases 26 to 1597 code for a protein of 523 amino acids. Gene Ontology annotation, cellular component: mitochondrion. NCBI's taxonomy places the organism in Eukaryota, Metazoa, Chordata, Actinopteri, Salmoniformes, Salmonidae.
UACAGACCUACUUCCGCAUUGAAACAUGGCGACUUGCAUUGGCAUGGUUGUCCGGCUUGGUGCAUUGAAUGUCUUAAAACCGGUUUCAAGGCACUUUGCAAGGCAGGGAACGAAAGUAUUUACCCCGAGCCGCGCCACACAUGAGGUGCGAAGUAGUCUGUACGAACAUGUCCGCGAGGGCUACAGUGACAAGCCAGACUUGGACAUGAGACUUGUGUGCGAGGACACUGACAAAGUCAUUGCCAAUGUGGAGACUCGGAAAGGGGAUCUACGGGGAGCAGAUGUCAGGGAGAUUUGUGUGUUGCAGGUGUGUGUUUGGCAGCAACUUGAGGUGGUGCGCAAGGAAAUCUCACAGCUGGAGGAGCAAAAGAAAGUGAUCAGUCACAGAGUUCGGACUCUUGUGGAUCAGAAUGACAAGAAAGCCCUAGCUAAUAUUCCUGAGUUCAAGGAGGCUACGAAGGAGGGUCGAGAGAUCCGCCACCGGCUGAGCCGGCUUUACCCCCGAGAGAGUGAGCUGGAGGAGGAGCACUACGGCCGAGCCCUGAGGCUACCCAACACCACACACCCCGAUGUGCCAAUUGGAGAUGAGAGCCAAGCGAGAGUGGUGGAGCUGGUUGGACAGAAACCAGAGUUUGACUUCAAACCCAGGGGACACCUAGAGAUCGGGGAGGAGCUUGGUCUUAUCAGACAGAGGCGUCUUGCCCAUGUCUCAGGUCAUAGGUCAUACUAUCUAAGGGGAGCAGGGGCCAGACUCCAGUCUGCUCUACAGAACUUCGCCCUGGAAACACUGCAGCAGCGGGGGUUUAUACCCAUGGUUGUGCCAGACAUGCUGAAGGGGGCUGUAUUUGAGGGUUGUGGAAUGCAGCCCCAUGCCCACAGGUCUCAGGUGUACUCUCUGGACCCCACCUGCUUCCCUGACCUCAACCUGGCUGGCACGGGGGAGGUGGGCGUAGCAGGUUAUUUUAUGGACCAUGCUGUUAACUGGAAGGACCUUCCUGUCAGGUCUGUGUGCAGUAGCACAUGUUACAGGGCUGAGACGGACACAGGCAGAGAGACUUGGGGCCUUUACAGAGUACAUCACUUCAGCAAGGUGGAGAUGUUUGGUGUGACUGCAGAUGAGACAGGGGAGGAGAGCUCUCAGAUGCUGGAGGAGUUCCUGUCCCUGCAGAAGGAGAUCUUCUCCUCCCUGGAGCUCCACUAUAGAGUACUGGACAUGCCCACCCAGGAGCUAGGUCGCCCAGCACACAGGAAGUACGAUAUUGAGGCCUGGAUGCCAGGGAGGGACAGCUAUGGCGAGAUCUCCAGCGGAUCUAACUGUACAGACUACCAAAGCAGACGCCUCAAUAUCCUAUAUGAGGGGGAGGAUGGUAGCCUACACUAUGCUCAUACGGUGAAUGCCACAGCAUGUGCUAUUCCCCGUACUAUCAUUGCUAUACUGGAGACUCAUCAGACCAAGGAAGGGACAGUGUUAGUGCCGCGAGCCUUGCAGCCCUUCCUGGGGUUGGAGGUGAUUGAAAAGCCUAAAUACAUUCCUUUGAAAUACAUCGGACCAAACCAGCCCAAUCGCAUGCCCCGCCCUGUCCCAAAGCUCAGAUGACAUCAUGCACCAACACACUUACAUCAAGAGAACAACUGAAGCCUUUUCCAUCUAGCUGUUUACUUAUUUUGUGUAGCUCUGCCAUGUAAAUAUAUUGUCAUACUGUUUGUGAAUGUGUGUCAUGAUGACACUGUAUCAUAAACUGUCCUGUUUUUGUCUGCAAAAGAAUGAAACAGUAUUAAAUUAAACAAAAAGGU